UCUCGAGGGAAACACCGGACCGUUCGCCGCUCCGCGUACCCCUUAAUUACGUCAGUUGAUGAUGCACACGUAAAUACCGGGAUCUUUACUCCCGAUUCUUUACUUCUAAGAUUUUUAUCGAACCUGUUGUCGGAUCGCAAGUGAUCGAAGACGACACACGGAUUAUUCACGUACUCAUCAUAAGUCGAGCCAGUUUCUGUGAGUGUUGUAUGCAGCAGUGACUAUACAGAGAGACCUUCGUCGCGUUGAUUACCGAAGUGAAAGAACCAACGAAUCUUUCACAGGCAUACAUGUGCGAUACAUGCACACCGAGUUAACCGCCGGCAUCGCGCGGGGACACAAAGGAACGGGGACAACAGGGGCGAAAAGGAUACGCCGCAAGGAUACAGCAUUAUACUUUUUAUUCACCCACAAGCUGUUCAACGCCAUCGGAUUAUACGGAAUAUGAGAUGAGCUGGAUGCAGUGUGGACAGUAAUGCAGGUGUAUCGGACUGGACGAUUAUGUACUAGAAUAAAAUAGGAACAGUGUACGACAGCUGUUUCGUAAAAACGUGUAUCUGGAACACGUUACAGUUGAUAAAAAAAAAUAUAAGAAUAUAUAAAGAAGCGUAGAAUGGAGCUGGUAUUAUCGCCCGGUAGAAUUGGAGGGGGAGAAAGGAAUGGUUCUCCUUUUCAAAAUCAGGAGGUACGAGAGUGGUCGCAUGUCGAUCGUCUCACUGGGAUGCUUGAGCAUGCCAGAAUAGAGACAGGUCGAUGGCAAACGAGACAUCAGGGAUCUGCCCAAGCAUACGGGAAGGUUAUCGAUUCACGAGAGCGCAAUUCGGCGGAUGGAAAUGUCGUCCAAAAAGCACGAAGACAAGUCGAAGUGUUUCAGAGCCAAGGGGUGAGUGGUAGGUCUGUUCAAGUUGUUAGAGCUUCUCAAUGGUCCUCCUCCAGAAUAACAGAUUCCACAUCGAGUAGCCCUGUAUCUGUAUCAAUGACCGAGUCACAGUCGUCACUGAGAAAUGGAAACGACGAAGUAGUUCCAGGCGGUAAAUCGGUGUUCAGAAGAGUACAGCAGUGCGACGACGCCCAAAGUUUGACCAAACUCUCCCAAGUGUCGCGACUGUGUCGUCAAAUAAACGCGGAGACUGCAGGUGCUGGCAGCUUUGCAAACCUGCGAGGAAAACAGUCUCCCAAUGUUUCUCCUCUUCUCGGCAAUAGGUUUAGGAAUCUACACCACGACGUCAGUUACAGGGAAUACGAUAGAAACGUUUCGAACUUACUGGUAACGAAUAGCCCGAAAAAAAGUACCUCGAACGAAGACCUGACUAAGUGUGUUGAUAAUGGUAACGCAAGGUUGAAAUUUAGCCGCGAUUGCAAGGCUCGACGUUCUCUGCAAAUACAGAAAUCAUCGGAGAUAACGACGAGUAGUACGAUCGGUAAGGCAGAUGAUCCCGGAAUUGAAAUUCCGCUGCAUUUCAAUUCGUAUGAAAAUCAUGAGGCUCGUACUAUUAACGGUGGAGUUCAGGUUAACGAAUUUGGAGAUAAGGAUCUCCUGUCGUCGGACCAGGCCGUUAGAAGUGCGGCGAAAAAUGGGGAUAAGAAAAAAUUGAAGUCAUACGUUUUAGGAAUGCAGGAUGAGUCUGAUUCAGAUUCAAGCGUAACGAUUGAGAGCAAGUACCUUCGGAAUGGGGAGCACGUUUUUAACGGCGUCGUUUCUACCGCAACGGGGGAAGAAAAUGGCGUAAAUAAGGAGGUUACGAGAUGCCAGUAUUUAAAACCGACGCCGAUUCUGUUGAAACCCGUCAAGUCGGUUCAAUUGAGCGCAACUCUGGGCACGAUUGCCAAGGCGAAUACGACCGUCGUUCACCUGAACAACACCAAAGUAUUUCCUGAUCCAGAAACUGACCAAUCAACGGCCGACGAAAGCGCGGGAACAACGACGCCGAACGGUUAUCUACAGUCGGACAAGAAGGUCGCGAGCAUGAAUGGUAACGACGAGUCGAUCGCUGCGACGAGUUCAAGUAGGUCUGUAAAAAGGGUGGGAUUCUGUAAAACCGAGGUCCAUUUCGCCGCGGAGUCUGGGAAGGUGAAUAUAGUCGAAACCGACUGCAAACCUCCGCCGUCGAACAGAUACAGACGAAGAAGGCGCGGCAAUAUCGUCGCCGGCAUGCCGGCGACGAACAAAAACUUACCGCUAAUUCAUUUCGGCGAUACCACCUACGAGAAAUAUAUUUUUGGUCAGUCGAACGGACCGCUUAAAACCGAAUUUAAAACCGGUCCAGUUGACAAAUUUCUCGAUAAUCAACAAGACGCUUCUAAGGUUCUCAGAGACGAACAAAGAUUGCAAAUUGCAGCUGCAGACGACUUGAUCAUCAAAGACGGAUGGAGCGCUAGGCUUAAAACUAUACUGCAAUCUGAGCCUCCCGUUAUUGGCGAAAAUGACGAUUUGAACGCUCACCAAAAUUUCGAUGGCAUUGACGAGACAAUCGCCGUUGAUCAUACAUUCAAGGGACACACGACUACGGUUAAUCUCGGUGCUAAUGGACUCUCGAAACUUAUGCAAAAGCAUGCGAAUGAAGACCGAAUGAAAAUCGAGGACUCUUCUAACCAAGGCAAAGAUAAUCAACUGCAGUAUAGUUCUGGGAGCGAACAAGCCGACGAAGAAGUUCGAUCUUACAUGCUUGGAUCGCAGAUGCAUCACAGACUAAACAUCCAGCAUAAGAAAUUUUUACAUUCAAUUGCAAUGGAAAAGUCGAGGAACAUUCGCAAUUCCGAGGAACGCCACUUAGGUCCGAGUACCGUGAAUGAAAGGAAGGAUAUUAAUUGCAUAGACGUCAUAGAUCAAAAUCUUGUCAAUGUAUCGACGAUUGACGGAGACGAUUUGAACACUGGUAACUCUGGCCUACCGGUGGAAGAAAUUUGCUUCGAAUCUAAUGGCACUGUGGAAAAAAAUCCCGUGCAAGAUGCGAUAUUGAAUGAGAGAAACGUGAUCACAUCGGAUAACGAAAACAACAAGGUUUUGUUGAAUAUCGUUACGACCCACGAGCCUGUCAUCGCUAGAGUAGAAGAAAGCCAUUCUGUGGAAACAAGGAGGGAGUUAUUUGCUGGUAACAAAUUGCAUUCCCAUUCCGAAAAUAUGGAAGAAAAAAGAAAUACUGUGACGGAAUUAAGUCGCGGUAAAAAGUCUUUUUCGACGAGGAUAGAGAAGACUAGGACUAAACACAAAACCAAAGAUCACUGUGAUAAUGCAUCGAAGAAAGAAGUAGAAGCAAGCUGCUGUUUGAAGAAAAAUGAUACAAACACGACUGAUCCUACUUACGUGAAUGUCUUCGAAAGAAAGAAGGAGAAAAGCAUUCCGAUAUACGAAAAUUGUUACGUGAACAAUCGUAAGAAAAAUUUUAAUGAUAAGAAAUAUUCGAAAAAUAUUUCUGACGAUAUUCAGUCUCUUGCAGAGUUAAAAACGGUCAUAGAUACUUUGACUCAAUCCACGAACGGUGAUUGCGAUUCUGAAUCGGCAAGUCUGUCGAAUACGGAUUGUGAGGAUGAAAACUUCACGCCGUCUUCCAGAGCUAGAGAUUCCGAUGCAAAACUUGCAACGAUAUCCGAAAAUACGAACUCGGGCAAGAUGAAUAAUCGCGAAAACCAGAAAAUCAAAGCGAGCAAAAUAAGGAGCAAAAGGCCAGCUAGACCACCAUCGUCUGUGUCCAGCAUUGAAAGUGUUCACCGAAUUGCUGUCAAUGAAAGUGCAAACGUUUCUGAAGUUAAAUCAUUACACUGUAAAUCUACCCGCUCAAGCAGACUGCGCAGUAGAAAUAAUCAGGAGAAAAUACCAGCUAAGGAAUCCGCCGAAAGAUAUUCAUCGGACGAUAAAAAAAAUGAUACGAUCGAACGAACGUCGAACUCAAAAAUAUCUCGUUCAAAUCACGCAAUCAAUAACAUUACGAAAGCAAGCAGCGAUCAGGCUGGAAAAAAUUUGAAUGCUAGUAUAAGAUCGAAAAAGCCCAUCGAAAUUGUUUAUGAAACUGCUGUAUUUAACAUGAAGAAUGAAAAGCUUGCUAAAUCGUCGAGGGCUAAAGAAUCUAAGACCCCUCGAUACAUUAAUGAUCUCAUAUGUGGAAGCAAACCGAAACGCACGAACGAUAUGAAACACGUUAAAGGAGCAGCUCUGUGUCAACCACGUGUACAUCAUAAAAGCGUAUCCCCGACAAAUAGACACUGGAAAUGAAGUAUAACGAACGGCUGUAAAAGCACAAAUUGAUGAAAAAGUUCCUUUGAUUUUAAGACGAUAUCGAAUACUCUAACAAGCACGUUGAUAAUAUUCUCUCGAUAUUAAACUUGGAAAAGAAUAAUAUUAAAAUAAAGCUAAUAUUUUAUUUAAUAGCAAAAUAAUAGUUCCUUAUUUAAGAAUGCUAGCUUCAUAUGAUAAAGCUUAAAUACAAUAAUAUUAAUUUGUUUUACAUGUCAAGUCGCGUUUUUCUCUUGUAAUCCAGGCGUCAUUCAUGACGUUAUUAUUAUUAUUA
Molecule: messenger RNA, 4505 nt
Organism: Diprion similis
Lineage: Eukaryota; Metazoa; Arthropoda; Insecta; Hymenoptera; Diprionidae
Exons: 9
Coding region: 614-4210 (1198 amino acids)
Source: RefSeq, a predicted model, not a curated record